Molecule: messenger RNA, 1806 nt
Organism: Truncatella angustata
Lineage: Eukaryota; Fungi; Ascomycota; Sordariomycetes; Amphisphaeriales; Sporocadaceae
Product: putative sodium/phosphate symporter
Exons: 3
Coding region: 1-1806 (601 amino acids)
Biological process (GO): phosphate ion transmembrane transport
Cellular component (GO): membrane
Source: RefSeq, a predicted model, not a curated record
AUGCUCGACCAGUACACUUACGUCUUUGUCAUCGGCACAUUUUUUGCCUUGCUUGACGCAUACAACAAUGGUGCAAACGAUGUUGCAAACGCCUGGGCUACCAGUGUCUCCUCGCGGUCGAUUUCGUACCGACAAGCCAUGAUCUUCGGUACAAUCUUCGAAAUGCUCGGUGCGAUCACUGUCGGUGCCCGUACUGCCGAUACUAUCAAGAACGGAAUCAUCCCCACUGCGGCUUUCCGUGGCGAUGCUGGUGUUCAGAUGCUGGCUUUCACUUGUGCUCUGGCUGCUGCUUCUUCUUGGGUCAUGUGGUGCACGCGACACUCUGCUCACGUAUCUUCAACAUACUCGCUCAUUUCUGCCGUUGCUGGUGUCGGUGUCGCGACCGUUGGAGCUAAACAGGUCCAAUGGGGCUGGUACGAUGGAAAGGGUCUCGGUGCUAUCUUCGCUGGUCUCGUCAUGGCUCCCGCCAUCUCUGCCAGUUUUGCUGCCGUCAUCUUCAUGCUCAUCAAGGUCACCGUCCAUAUGCGCAAGAACCCUGUGCCAUGGUCUGUUUGGGCUUCGCCAUUCUUCUUCCUCAUUGCCGGUACUAUUUGCACGCUGUCCAUUGUUUACAAGGGAUCUCCCAACCUCGGUUUGAACAAGAAGCCCGCGUGGUACGUCGUUGCCGUUACUCUCGGUGUAGGCGGUGGUCUGUUCGUGCUCUCCGCCAUCUUCUUCGUCCCUUACGUCUACGCCAAGGUCAUCACCAAAGACCACAGCGUUAAGUGGUGGAUGUUCAUCUACGGCCCUGCUCUCUUCAAGCGCCAAGCUGUCGAGGGUGCCGAGCAGGCCAAGGUCCCCAACUACGCUGUUGUCCAAGAGGACGAGGAGGAGCACAGCUCUGCUCGCUCUGAGAAGUCUUUGACCGACUCUGCCGAGGGCGUUGUCGAUGCCACACGUGCUCACGAGGACAGCGAGAAGAAGCUCGUUCGGUCUGAGGCUAAGCAACUCACCUACAAGGAGCUUUCUGAGGCUGGUGAGCGCCGCCUCAAGGCCAAGCUCAUGGAAAAGCGUGGUCCCAUGGGCUGGGCUCUGCGAACUCUCCGCGACAACCCGAUGGGCCCUGGCGAGAUUUACGAGUUCAAGAACAUGAAGAUUGCCUUGAAGCGCGUUCCUGCCAUGAUCGUCUGCGGUGCUCUAUAUGGUCUUCACUAUGAUAUCCACGCUGCCCAGUCUGGCGUCGAGGGAACUCCCGAGGGUGCUCGCAUGAAGAGGGUCUACGCUCACGCCGAGAAGUACCCCAACGAGGUUGAGCACUCUUUCUCUUUCAUCCAGGUCAUCACCGCCUGCACUGCUUCUUUCGCUCACGGUGCCAACGAUAUCGGUAACUCCGUCGGUCCUUGGGCUGUCAUCUACUCUGCCUGGUCAACUGGUGAUGCCGCUGCCGCCAAGGCCAACGUCCCUGUUUGGCAACUCGCUGUUCUUUCCGCCACUAUCUCGCUUGGUCUCAUCACUUACGGCUACAACAUCAUGAAGGUUAUGGGUAAUAAGAUUACUUACCACUCUCCUUCGCGUGGUUCGUCCAUGGAGAUGGGUGCCGCCAUCACCGUCCUGGUCUUCUCACAAUACUCGCUACCUGUCUCGACAUCGAUGUGCAUUACUGGUGCCACCGUUGGUGUCGGUCUCUGCAACGGUUCCAUCAAGGCUGUCAACUGGCAGCGUGUUGGUCUUUUGCUUCUGUCCUGGAUCAUGACCAUCCCCAUUGCUGGUACUAUUGGUGGUGUCCUCAUGGGUCUCUUCCUCAACGCCCCUCACUUUGCUUCUUGA